Molecule: messenger RNA, 1441 nt
Organism: Linum tenue
Lineage: Eukaryota; Viridiplantae; Streptophyta; Magnoliopsida; Malpighiales; Linaceae
Source: the annotation of a GenBank genome assembly
GUGGCGACCACCGGAGAAAGUUUGGGCCAAUUGGUUGGACACUGACUUUACUUUGGAAGACGAGAAAUAAAACGAAAGGCGGUGGUCGGAUUCCCGAUCGAUCCAUCCGAAUUCAAUACUGAACCGGGAAAAAUCGAAGAAAACGAAGAGAAGGGAUCGGGAAAGCGCAUUUUGCAGCUGUUCACCGUAUUGAACGGGAGUUAAACGGCGCAAGGCCGAAGCUUUUUCUAGGGUUUACGAGAAAGAUUCAUUCAUUACCUGGAAACUUGGAAGAUUGGUAGCUUGCUGCUGUAUCUUUCGCCCCCUCAAGUUUUCAAUCAUCGUCGUCAGCGAAAACCACUCCUUUCACAGCCAUGACCGAGUACUGGGUUAGCCAAGGGAACAAAUGGUGCGAUUUCUGCAAAAUCUUCCUCUCCAACAAUCCUUCCAGCAUAAGGAACCACGAGCUAGGGCAGCGCCACAAGGACAAUGUCGCGAAGCGGCUAACUACUAUGCGCCAGGAGAAGGUUGCCAAGGAGAAGGCCGUGAAUGAAGCCGCUCGUGCUCUCGAGCAAAUUGAAGCUAAAGCUAAACGUAGCUAUCAAAAGGAUGUGGCAACCUUGAAGGAGGCCGGUGAUGCCCGUGCACUGGAUAUCCUAGAAGAUAGUAAGGAAAAAUGGGCAUUCGACAGUACUUCAGGCUACUACUACAAUAACGAUAAUGGUUUGCAUUACGAUCCAAAUUCUGGCUUCUAUUACUCUGAUGCUAUAGGCAAGUGGGUAACACAAGAGGAGGCGUAUGCUGCAGGUAAGGCUUCAUCAGACGGCAAGCCCCGAAUGUCUUCAGUCUCGAUGCCAAUUUCUGUAAAACAGCAAACCAGUCCAGUUCCAAGUGGCCCACCACCCGGUCCAGUUGUCUCAGCAUCCUUAAACCCCACGAGAUCAGUCAAAGGUAAAACUUCAGCAGUCACUGUGAACAAGAGAAAGAGAGAAGAGAAGCCAAAGGUUUUAUCUCAAGAAGACAAAGCUGCACUUAAAGCAAGGGAGGCUGCUAAAAAGAGGGUCGAGGAUAGAGAGAAAGGAUUCCAUGGCCUUUACGGCGGCAAACGAUGAUUGGAGCUCUGCACAACAACAUCCACCUCCUGAAGAUUUAGGGUAUGCCUUCAGUCUUUGCUAACAUCUCAGAAUCUAUUAAUGCCUCUGCUCAUCUUACUGCCUUGUUUUCUUCUUGUAAGUUGUAACGCAUCCAUUCUCCCCUUAUCUUGCAAUCUGUACUUGUACAAAAAUACAAAGAGAUUGUGUUAUUCCGAUUGAAUCUUCAACAGUCCAUUGUUUGCUGCCACGAUCGUGCUUUGAUUGUCCUGUGAUGGACUAGAAUUGAUGAUCACUGUUAUGAUGCAUAUACAUUAUAUGUGUAUUUUUCUCUUCCAUUUCAAGCGAGUGUUCCCACUUGAAAAUAACAG